Drosophila erecta is the source of this 760-nucleotide messenger RNA. RefSeq lists its product as uncharacterized. The transcript has 3 exons. Bases 202 to 537 code for a protein of 111 amino acids. Lineage: Eukaryota; Metazoa; Arthropoda; Insecta; Diptera; Drosophilidae. The record is from RefSeq and is a predicted model, not a curated record.
AAUUCAUGCGAAUCGCGGGUGAAUUUCUCGCCGUGCACGGAUGCUGCUACCCAUGAGUAAUGGGCAGGGCAAAAGUUUGCUGGAGUCGCGUCAGAUUUAAGCUUGGACAUGGCCGAUCUAGCCUGAGUCUCGAGUCUGGAGCCGCGUCGAUCGCAGUUCGCCAUUAAAUCGCGAGAAGUUCACAGUGCCCGUAGAAUAGCCAUGGUCAAGACGUCCGGCAGCCUGGGAAACAGCAUUUUGCUGGGAGCGCUGGUGUUCCUGGUGCUCGCAGUUCUCGCCGAGGCGGCCCCCUUCCAGGAGUUGGAGCCCCGCAAAGGCCAUGUGCCCGUCUACAUCCGACAUGGCGAUGAGCCGCUCAGCGAAAUCCAUCCAGGACUGGCCGAGGCCUUCCAGGAGGGCGAGUCCAAGAGUCUCGUCACCGAAGCUCCCCAGGCGGAAACUACAAACCCACCAACCACAUCCGAUGCUCCUGCUCCGUCCAGCUCCACGGUAUCGGAUAUAGCCAGCUUUGAGGCCAUCAAAGGAAACGCGGAUUAAGGAAUUGAAUAAAUUCAAAGUUGCUGCUUAAACUUAUUUCUGCGAGUCUGCGAGUUAAGUGCAUCCAACGAAAGCCCUCGAGGUCUGGUGACAAAUCAGCAUGGAAAUGCUAUAUAUUUAAUAUAAAAUAAACAAAAUAAAAAUUUAAAUAGGGCCAGUUCUAACUUAAUAGGAGAGUAAUCAAAUGGUAAAUCGAUUCUCAAUAAACCAUUAAUUUCACUUA